Musa acuminata subsp. malaccensis (wild Malaysian banana) is the source of this 2562-nucleotide messenger RNA. Its product is annotated as CRM-domain containing factor CFM9, mitochondrial. Lineage: Eukaryota; Viridiplantae; Streptophyta; Magnoliopsida; Zingiberales; Musaceae. The record is from RefSeq and is a predicted model, not a curated record. Gene Ontology annotation, molecular function: RNA binding.
AUAUGAGCCGGUCAAAUGACGACGAUCGAGUCGGAGUCAGGUCAAUUUGGUAACGACUUCAGGUCUGGUCAGGGUCAGGUUAAUUUGGCCUCGCUGCCCGUGCGUCGCUCUCCUCGGGGUUUAGGGGAGGGUUUCGCAACCCUCGACCAAAUAAGUCGAGCCAAGAACGAGACGGCGGCGAUGCAGCGUUCCGCCGCUCCGCUCCUCAGCCGCUUUCUCCUCCGAUCCCGGCGGUUCUCCUCGUCGACUGACGGCAGUAUCGGUGCCAGCGUCAGCGGCAGCGUCUCGCUAAAGAAUGCCGCCGCUGCCGUGCUCUUCGAUCAUCUUCCAGAUGCUAUUCCCGAUACCGAUCCCGUCGUCUACCGUUUCCAAGAAUUCUCGGAAUCCCUGAACCCCUCGUUGCCUUCGGCUGAUUCGACUCUGUCUCGAUGGAGGCAUCAGUAUUGUCGGAGGCACCGUGAUGAAAUCUCGGGAAAGGCGGAUUCAAGGAAUUACCUGUUUGGAGAUAUAUAUUUGAAAACAUGGUCGAAUAAUGAAUUUCGAUUAAUGUCCAUGAGAAAAUUGAACUCCACUUCCAUCUCCCAGUUCAUUUCAACUUGUGCGUGUCGGUUUAUGUCAACAACAAAAGGAAGGAGUAUGCGGAGCAAGGUGGAGAAGAGAAUGCGGAGAGAAACAGGGAAAACUCUAAGGGAGAUCAGACGUGCAAAAAAAAUUAGAAAGAAAUUAAUGACAGAAGAGGAGCGGAUAAUAUACAACUUACGUAGAGCCAAGAAAAAGGUGGCUUUGCUUCUACAGAAACUCAAGAAAUAUGAAUUGCCAGAGCUACCAACUCCUCGCCAUGAUCCUGAGGUUCUUACACCAGAACAGCUUCAGGCUUAUAAGAAGAUUGGCUUUAGAAAUAGGAACUAUGUACCUGUUGGAGUUCGUGGAGUAUUUGGAGGUGUGGUUCAAAACAUGCAUCUCCACUGGAAGUUCCAUGAGACUGUACAAGUUUGCUGUGACAACUUUCCCAAGGAAAAAAUUAAAGAAAUGGCAACCAUGCUUGCAAGAUUAAGUGGUGGCAUCGUGGUUAAUAUACACAAUGUCAAAACUAUUAUCAUGUUUCGUGGAAGGAAUUACCGACAACCAAAGAAUCUGAUACCAGUCAACACCCUGACCAAAAGGAAGGCCUUAUUCAAAGCGAGAUUUGAGCAAGCUCUCGAAUCUCAAAAGUUGAACAUAAAGAAAAUUGAGCAGCAGCUUCGCCGAAAGGGUGUCAAUCCGGAGGAUCCAAUCUCUAUGGCUAGCAUUCAGAGAGUUGCUGCUACCUUUUUCAGGGCUAUCGAUGAGAAACAAGGAACUCCAUAUGUAUUUCGUGGGAACAGGCCAUCCCCAUCUGAGAUUGAUGAUCCUCAAGAUGAGCCUGCCGAUGUACCUUCUGAAGACAGUGACCAGGAGGAGCUUGACCGCUUUAUUCAAGAAAUAGAGGAUGCAGCAGACAAGGAGUGGGCAGAGGAGGAAGCAGCAGAGAAAGAGGAAUCAUCCAGAAUAAGGUACUGGAGUCAAGAUGGCAUGGGUAUGCCAAGCAGGGCAUCGGACUGGAGUAGCAGAAGUUCAGAAGAGAAUAGGGGCCACGGAAGAGGUUCAAGUGGUGCUUCUGGUGGACUAAGGACUACAGAGACACGAAAGUGGAAUAGUGAUCCUGAGAUAUCUGGGGAUUCAGAAGGCGACGAGUGGGAAUAUGAUGAUGAAGUGGAUGAUGCUGUAGCUGAUAUUCAAAGUGAUGAGAACAGUGAAGAUGAGACUCUUGAAAGACUACCAAACCGAAGACAGAGGAACAACAGAGUUGGGCAGGAGGAAGCUUUCAGAACAAGAGGCAAUGAACGAAACAAAUGGAUAGAAAAUGAAGAUACCAGGCCACCAAAUGAUAUGCAUGAAGAUUCGGAGGAUGGGAUUUGGGAAUCAGAAGAUGAGGAUACACAUGAUUUGUUGGAAACAAAAGGCACUGCUUACGAUUAUCUCAGCAGCAGCAACGAAGACUCCGACAGUAAUAGUGGAAAUGGCAGGAGGAUGGGCGAACUUAAGAAGAAAGAGAUUGAUGAAAGUUGGGACAGUGAUUAAUGAAUAUUGUUUGAACUGAACAGAAUUAGACAAAAAGGAAAACAGAAACCCAAAACAUGGCAGAUAGACUAGAAGCUGAGCUCGGUCCUGAUUUUUUUAUCGGAUAAAUUGGGGAGGUCUUUACCAGGAUUUUGAGGUAACGCAAAUCCUAAUUGAACUUAAUGCCUCUUAGUCAGUUACAUUAUAAUCAUUAGCGGAUGGGGUUGGAACUUUCCCUGGCAUGUGGAUCCACGGAACUCGCAAUAUUUGUUAUUCCUGCUUUUGAUGAGGUUAUGUAUGGAGUGAACUGAAAUGUAUUGCGAUUUAAAGACUGGAUCAACACUUGAUUUAGUUUGGAUCAUUUUAAACUCAAGCUGUAGUAUAAAAAAAAUGGUAUCUUAUCCUGUAUUAUUUCCUUUUUUUUUUCAAUGGAUGAUGGAUAAAAUCCGGCUAGGGAGCAGGAUGACAUUUUUUUUUCCUUUA